Physella acuta is the source of this 1199-nucleotide messenger RNA. RefSeq lists its product as uncharacterized. Lineage: Eukaryota; Metazoa; Mollusca; Gastropoda; Physidae. The record is from RefSeq and is a predicted model, not a curated record.
GAAUUAUAUGAUUAAACGUCUGCAUCAUGAUACGCAAACUUCACAUCGCUUUGGUAUUAAUAGAGUUAUAUCUUAAUUUUGGUCAUGUUUCAGGAUUAGAUUUCCAACUGGAGGACACGUGGUGCUACACGUCAUACGAAAACGUGUCUGAUGCAUUGGUCACCGUAGCCACGGCAACCAGUCAACAAGUCAAGGACGUAAAUGUUAACAUUUUAACCAAGACAGAAACGGGCGACUUUAGAAAUUUCUGCAUUGUUCCUAUUGUGAACAAUACGUGCAAACGGUACAACAAGCAGGCCUGUAUGUGUGUAUCUCGCAACUCAAGUGAGAUCACUCUUGCCAUUAAAUCGACUGAUCUAAAGAACAAAGUGGGACUGCGACUGUCGUUGAAUAGCGAAACGACUGAUAAGAUGUGCGCCCAACAAACGAAACAACCGUCGAGCUUGAUGUCUAGUUCACAACAGACCUCACCAGUUGCAGCUAAAUAUGCAUAUAGCGCAGAGUCAAAAACUGCUUCAACUGUGGCAACCGAGGCCAUACAAGUCAGACUUCCGGAAAUUAUCUAUAUUGUCGUCGCCAGUGUUGUGUUAACCACAGCUCCAUUCGCGAUCUGGAUGUUGAUCAGGAGAGUCAUAUGCAAGCCGAGUUUAAGCAUUAAACAAACCGAAUUUAUUGGCGAUCCCGAUGCAGAAAGAUACGUUAUGAUUAACGAUUCUGGAAACAAAGAUUCCGGUCACUACAACAACAUAAGACGCGGCUUCACUGAUCUGACUAUCGGAGGGGAUGGCAAGCCAAUGCGCGUGGAUGAAAUGUACAUCGACGUUGUUGACCACUAUGACGUCAUUGAUCAUGUGUACGCUAGUACAGAUCCAGAGCAGGAAGAGCCGUACGAUGACCAGGAAAUGUAGUUUUGGGAAAUAAAGGCACUUCUACACGUCAUCAAGAUCCUUUAAUACACAUUUAGUGUAUACAAAUACAAAUGAGAAAAGCCAGUGCAGUCAAGCGCUUUAAUAAUAUAAGAGUUGCACCCCCUGUUGUAAUGAUGCAACUUGUUUACUUUGAAUUUGGUAUAUAAAACAUCAGUCAUUAUCUGACAACAACCCUGAGCAAUGUAGUUCUAUAUUUUUGCAUUUGUGUGUUCUUUUUUUUCUACUUUUCAUGUUGCGUGCUACCUUUAAUGUAUUGCCCUUUUCAUUUAA